AUGUCCUUUGAGAAUGCUCCAUUUUCAAAAGGUCUCGCGAUAGGUUUAGCGUUGACUUCAAUCGUUGUAGGCCUUUUUGAUGUCAAGUACUACUUUCAUCUUCAACUCAUACCUCAUAUCUCAAGCCAUCACCAGUACUGGCGAUUGUUCACGCGAAAUCUAGCGUUCUCAAGCUCUGGGGACCUUCUGUUGGCAGAAUUGAUCAUAUUCAAUGUCGGGAUUUUGGUUGAGCGACAUUUUGGGACUUUGAAGUUCGCUUCGUUUGUUCUGGUAUCCACUACGCUAUCCACAUUUCUGGAACUCGUUACACUCUUCCUGUUUCGCAAAUUCGGCCUUGCACAACUGCCAGCCGGUCCUUCCGCCUUGAUCUACAGCCUUCUGUAUCAAUAUGCAAGAAUCAUCCCAACGGUUUAUGACUUUCGUGUGUUCGGAAUCCCGCUCAGUAACAAGAUUUUUACCUAUAUACUUGCCCUGCAGAUGUCUCUCAGUCGCCUCCCUGGCUCUGUGACAGUUGCUCUGAUUGGUAUUCUAUCAGGCCAGAUGUACCGUUCCGACAUCGUCAAUCUGAAAGGAUACCGCAUUCCCCCUUCUGUGGCGAGACUGUCAACACGAUUCCUUUUACCUCUCAUAGGCACAACGCGUCCACCUCGCCGGUCAAACUUUGCGUUUCCACGUCCACCUAGAUCAGGACUUUCUGACCUACUCCAAACUGAUGAAGUUGUCACCACUGCACGCCCAACGGCGGGUGCUGCCACGGGGGGAAAUAACACGACAUCACGAUUACGAGCAGCUGCUCGUCCCAGUGCGGAAGCCGGAGCUUCAGUCGUUCGGGAAUGGGUACAUGAAUUGACGGGGAGAACUGAUGGAACAUCUGCUGGAGUCCGAAUCCCUACAGAAACAGAGAUAUCCCAAAUUACGAGUAUGUUUCCUGAUAUCUCACGGGAAGCUGUCGUUGGUGCAUUACAGAGAAGUCCGAACCCCGAGAGUGCGGUGGAGACGCUCCUCAGUUCCCAAAGAUAA
This is a messenger RNA of Marasmius oreades (fairy-ring Marasmius), 1020 nucleotides long. RefSeq lists its product as uncharacterized. Gene Ontology annotation, cellular component: membrane. The coding region runs from base 1 to 1020 and encodes 339 amino acids. The transcript has 7 exons. The record is from RefSeq and is a predicted model, not a curated record. Gene Ontology annotation, molecular function: serine-type endopeptidase activity; ubiquitin binding. Lineage: Eukaryota; Fungi; Basidiomycota; Agaricomycetes; Agaricales; Marasmiaceae.